AUGGAUAUUAAUAAAAAUUCAAUUAUUCUGCACUCAUGGGAAACAUAUGAAAACUCUCAGAUUCUUACUCUAGAUGAUUGGAUACAAUCUUGCCAAGAGCGACAGAGUCUCCCAGAUGAAGAAUUUUGUUUUGAUUUUCAAUCUUCUCUCAACCUUAAUGAAAAGGAUUCCGUAAUUACACACAUAGAAAACGUCUCUUUGAAUCACAAAAAUAAGCAGCACAUUUUUGAAAGUUUGUUAGAUAAUGAAGUUAUUCUAAAUACUGUUAAAGAUAUAUGCAAAUUAUUAGAAAAGAGUGUCCAAGUGAGAGUGCAAACACAACCUAACAAGUGUAAAUUAUGCAUUUCUAAUGAGGAAACUUAUUGCAAUCAUUGUACAACAGGCAUUCUUUUUUCUGGAGGCUUAGACUGCACCAUUUUAGCAUUUCUAGCAGAUAAAUUUUUACCCAAAAAACAACCAAUUGACCUUAUUAAUGUUGCAUUUAAAUCAAAUGACAAUAGUUCUUAUGAUGUCCCUGACAGACUAACUGGAAAACAGUCAUAUGAAGAACUGCAACGGCUUUGUCCAGACAGAUUGUGGGUCUUUCAUGAAGUUAAUGUUCCAAAAGAGCAAUUAGAAGAGUAUCAAUCAUUAAUCAUAGGAGAUUUGGUGUAUCCAAGAAAAACUAUAUUGGAUGAAAGCCUUGGAUCAGCUUUAUGGUUUGCCGCUAGAGCUGGGUCAUUAUCACAUUGUAGGAUUUUACUGCUUGGUUCCGGAGCUGAUGAAUUAUUUGGUGGAUAUGUGAGGCACAGGAAUGCAUACAAACGACAAGGCUGGCUGGGUUUAUCAAAGGAGUUAUUAUUGGAUUGGAAAAGAAUAUCAUUCAGGAAUCUUGCAAGGGAUAAUAGAGUGAUAUGUGACCAUGGCAGACAGCCCAGGAUGCCUUAUUUGGAUGAGGAUUUAAUUGAUUAUGUACUUAAUCUCAAACCUUGGCUAAAGUGUUAUCCAAGCGAAACCUUACCAUGUGGAAUUGGUGAUAAAUUAAUUUUAAGACUUGUUGCAUUUCAACUCGGCUUUGUUAAUGUGACAUUUCUACCGAAACGGGCGUUACAAUUUGGUUCAAGAAUUGCAAAUAAAAAAGAAAAAGGAAAUGAUAUAUCAAAAACAUUUAUGAAUACAUAA
Danaus chrysippus (African queen) is the source of this 1161-nucleotide messenger RNA. NCBI's taxonomy places the organism in Eukaryota, Metazoa, Arthropoda, Insecta, Lepidoptera, Nymphalidae. The record is from the annotation of a GenBank genome assembly.